GACCAUCUCCAGCAGCAUCACAGCAGACCAAGGCUAUAUUUAACCUUUCUGAGGAGGGUGCCAGUGGCUGGAGUGCAACCCAAGAGCUCAGUGAGUGCAGUCCUGGCUGCAUGAACUUCACAAUAUUCAGCCCAGCCAAUGCUGUCAUUGGACAAUACAAACUCAAACUCCAGAUUGUUUCUGGCAACAAGUUCUCUUCAACACUCCUGGGUCAGUUUGUGCUACUCUUCAAUCCCUGGUGUCCAAAUGACGAUGUCUAUAUGGCUAAUGAAAAGGAGCGACGGGAAUAUGUCCUGAAUGAUAGUGAGAUCAUAUUUCAGGGACUGGAAAAAUACGUUCAACAAGAAGCUUGGAACUAUGGACAGUUUGAAGAGGAUAUCCUUGAUAUCUCUCUGACUAUACUGGAUCAAAGCCUGAACCACUGCCAAGACCCAGCUGUUGAUGUAUCCAUCCAGAACAGUCCUAGCUAUGUAAGCAGGGUUAUCAGUGCUAUGGUUUACAGGACUUUCAUGGUAUUCUAUAUUGCAGUUCUGAGAUCCUUGGGAAUACCUACUCGUGUUAUUACAAGCUUCAACUCUGCCCAUGACAGGAAUAUAAAUCUGCGUAUUGGUAAGUACAUUGACAUUUCCGGAAAGACCCUGCACUUGACUGAAGACAGUGUGUGGAAUUUCCAUGUCUGGAAUGAAAGCUGACUCAUUAGAAGAGAUCUUGGCUCUUUUUAUGACGGAUGGCAGAUUCUGGAUGCAACACGCGGUGAAAGAAGCAAAGGGACCUUUAGAUGUGGUACUGCCUCCACCAGAGCCAUUAAGGAAGGGGAUGUGAACUUGGAUUAUGACAGCUCAUUUGUGUUUGCAGCAGUGAAUGCUGACUAUGUUACUUGGAUUCACUACAGCAACAAAAGAAAAGAGAGAAUUUAUUCUGAUCCUAGGAAGACUGGAAAAUUUAUCAGCACCAAAGCAGUGGGCAACAAAUCCCGUGUGGACAUCACUGCUAAUUACAAAUAUCCAGAAGGAUCCCUGAAAGAAAGGUAGGUGUAUAAAAAAGCACUGAAGCUGCUUGGUGUGAGAAGCACUGGAAAAAGAACCAAAAUUACAAGACCUAGAAGACGAUCUUCAGAUAUCCCCCUUACCUUGGCACUCAGGAACUUGACCUCAGAUUUCAAGACCACAAAGGUUAAAUCGAGGGGUUCAGCCAUUCUCUACACAAGAAAACCAAAGGCAGAGAUUUUGCAGUUGUCUAGGUCUAUUAAACUUGGACCUGAAGAAGUGAAAGAGAUUUCAUUCAAGAUCUCCUAUUCCCAGUACAAAAACUCUCUGAUGGAUGACAGGAAGAUCCUAGUGUCUGUUGUCUGUGAAACUAAACGGGGAGCCUCGCUUCUAGUGGAGAAGGAUAUUGUACUUCAGGAUCCUUUUCUCACCAUCAAGGUCCUUGGUCCAACAGUGGUACACAAGGCUGUUAAUGUGCAGGUCACACUUACCAACCCACUGUCUGAAGCGGUGAACGACUGUGUGCUGAGAACAGAAGGCAGUGGCCUGCUCAAAGAGCAACUCAGAAUCAAUGUGGCAAGAAUGGCUCCCAUGGAGAGCUCAACAGUCCAGUUUGAAAUCAUUCCCUACAAGAGUGGCACCAGGCAGCUUCAGGUGGACUUGGUUUGCAUCCUUUUUUCAGACAUUAAGGGAUUUGUGAUGCUUUAUGUGGCUCCUGCUCAGUGA
This is a messenger RNA of Cariama cristata (Red-legged seriema), 1712 nucleotides long. RefSeq names its product protein-glutamine gamma-glutamyltransferase 6-like. Gene Ontology annotation, biological process: peptide cross-linking. The record is from RefSeq and is a predicted model, not a curated record. NCBI's taxonomy places the organism in Eukaryota, Metazoa, Chordata, Aves, Cariamiformes, Cariamidae. Gene Ontology annotation, molecular function: protein-glutamine gamma-glutamyltransferase activity.